CACAGAGGCACACGUGGAGCCAGAGGACCUGCUCUUUACACUGCAGCCAGCAAGGACGGAUUUAGCCUUUUUAACAACUACAACCGCCUAUGAGAGAGGGAGGGGGAGAGGGAGAGAAGAGAAAGAAGACAGAGUGUGGACUUCUGUUGCCUUGUGAGAUAUGGACCCAGAAGAAGAGAGUUUGUGGUGUGAUGGAAAAGUAGAUUUUUAUGAAUUAGAUUUUCAAUUUUAGAUUAAGAUCUUUCAUCUUUUUAACAACUACUGCUGCCCAUGAGAGAGGGAGAGACAGAAGAGGGAAAGAAAGGAGAGAGUGGACUUCUGUUCCUUUUUGAGAUAUGGACUCAGAAAUACAAGUUGUGGUGCAAUGGACAAGCUGAUUUUUUAUGAAUUAGAUAUUCAGUUUUAGGUUAAGAUCUUGUCAUCUUUUUAACAACUGCAACCUAUGAGAGAGGGAGACAGAGAGAGGAGAAAAGAAAGAAGACAGAGAGUGGACUUCUGUUUCAUUUUAAGAUAUGAACUCAGAAGUAGGACUUAUGGUGCAAUGGAAACAUGCUGAUUUUUGUGAAUUAAAUGUUCAAUUUUAGGUUAUGAUCUUGUCACUUUUUCGAAGAGAGCGAGACAGAAGAAAGAAAAGACAGAACUUUGAGCUUUUGUACCAUUUUGAGAGAUGAACUCAACAUGCUGGUGGUGCAAUGGAAAUUAGACUGUUUUCAAAUUUAGGUUUGGAUCUGGCCACUUUUUGACAACCGCUGCCGCUUUUUGGAGAAAGAAAGAAAGAACGAAAGAAAGAACGAAAGAAAGGAAAGAAGAAAAAAAAGAAAGAAUUUUGUACCAUUUUGACUUGACUCACAAGAAGAAAUUGUGGUGCAAUGGACAUUUAGAUUUUCAAAAAUUUUAAGAUUUUCAAAUUGAUUUUUUUUUUUCUCAUGGAGAGAAGAAGGGGAAAACAUUUGAAACAUUUGACUUUGAGAUAUGGACAGAGGAUACUAACAGAAUUCUCUAGUGUUAGUGCAUUGGAAGAAACCCUUUUAUUUAUUUUUUUAAUAUAUUUGAACUUCUAGUAGCUACGAGACAGAGACUAAAGACUUCAAGAUCAUUUUCAGAUAUGGACUGAAUUUGUGAGAAGAAAAUACAGUUUUUAACAUUUUUGUGGUGAAAUGGAAAGUAACAUUGAUUGAAUUAGAGGAGUCAACCAUCUGGAUGCUAUAUUUUCACCAUAGCAAUAUAUAGAAACUGGACACAGUACUUGCAGAGGCCUGAUUUGAACUGUAAGAAUAUCCCUUAACUGUGACAUAUCCAACUUUUGUAUUGUCUGGGAUCUUCUGUCUUCUUUCAAUAUCCAAAUUGCCUUUCAAAUUGCUUCAUAAUUUGUCCAGCGAGAAUGGAACAGAGCUACAAUUUUGUGAGAGAGAUGUCCAGAUUUAGGUAGAGAGGCUGGACUCGAGGGAGGAGGGACAGAGAGGAGCAGAGAGGAGCAGAGGAGAGCAGAGCCAGCCCCUUCUCCUCGUGUUUGGGGGUGGUCUUUAGGGGCUUUGUAUGCAGAACAUCACCGGACACCAACCCAAGAGGAGAUGUCAUUUGUUUUACAGUGCGUCUGUGAGCGUCUGGGGUGAAACUAGAGCUACCUCUGCUCCAUCUGGUCAUGCAUCUGGACUUUACCAACCCCCUUUGAAGGCGCUUGUAUUCCCGCUAAUUUUAUUUAUUAUUUUUUUGUUUUUCCAACUUGAAGAAAAUCUAAAUGAUGUGGACUUUAACGGAUUCAACUUUAUUUUUUUGGACCGAUGAAGAGCUGAAUGAGUGAGAAAGUUAGCCGGUUGGCGUUGAGUGAGUGGCCAUGCGGAGCUAGGCAGACCCACGCGCCCUGAUGCCCGUUGCUAUGCUACCGUGCCCUCAGCCCGCCGUCCGGUCCGACUGGAGGUUUCAGAACGCGGUGGGGGUAGACUGUAGUGCCCCUGAACCACGCUGUAUCUGGGUGGCAGUGCUGCGCGGAGCCACUGGUACCACAGAGACGAGCAUGCCGAGCGGGCACAGUGCAUACCAGCCCUGGGGUAAGGGGCGGAGGGAUGGUCUCUCCUCGGGCAGUGAUAACCCUCGCCCGGUGCUGGGGUCCCGGGGCGGGCGAGACGGGGGCGUGGCCUGGAGGUGCCCGCGGACGCUGCUCCUCCAUAAAAACUCUCAGGGUUUUGGGUUCACGCUUCGCCACUUCAUCGUAUACCCCCCAGAGUCCGCCCUGCACAACAGCUUCACGGACGAGGAAAAUGGGAACGGUAAUGGAAAAGGGUACCAGAAGGGUCGCCUGGAGCCAAUGGACACCAUAUUUGUUAAAAACGUGAGAGAGAAGGGUCCCGCGCACCAGGCUGGCCUCUGCACAGGAGACCGUCUGGUGAAAGUGAAUGGGGAGAGUAUUCUUGGGAAGACGUACUCACAGGUGAUCGCUCUCAUUCAGAACAGCGAGAGCGUGUUGGAGCUUUCUAUUAUGCCCAAAGAUGAAGACGUCCUCCAGUUGGCGUACUCCCAGGAUGCCUACCUGACAGGCAACGAGCCGUACUCCGGGGGAGCGGAGCACCUCCCGCCCCCUCCUCCCCUCUCAUACUCUCGCACCAAGUCCCAGCCCCCUGCGGGGACGCCCUCCCCGGGAUCUAUGGGCCAGAACCAGCUGGAUAACUGGACUCGCUGGCCCGGCUCCUCAGGCCCUUCUUCACCUCUGGACAACCGCUCUGCAGUGGGCAGCCCCCCCAGCUGGCAGGAGGGGCGUCCCGGAGACCCCGGGGGCGUGGGUCACAGCAGUCCUGCCCACCGCACCGAGGAGAUCCAGUACGGCAUGACCAGUCAGCAGCCUCAGGGCCAGACCAGGGGUCGGUCCUUCUCCUCUUCCUCAUCCUCCGGACCUCUGUCCAGCCCUCUGCAGGUGCACUAUCCCAACCACAGCUCCUCUUCUCAACCCCGAAAGUCCAAUUCCGCCUGGACCAGCCCCCCCCAGGCCCACCCCCGCUGUGAGCGCACCCAGCAGGCCCUCUCAGACUGGUACUACAGCCAGCGGCCUGAGCGCUCCGGCCGCAGCACACAGAGACAGCGCAGCUACUCUCAGGACCGGCUCAGUGAGUACAAGAGGCAGCAGCGGUCUGGAGGCUGGCCCCACAGCGCCUCCCAGGACACACUCUUCCUCCUGCAGCAGUCUGGACCAGGGCCUCAGGGGGAGCCCUACUGGACCUAUGGGGAGUAUGAGUCAGGACCAGGACGGGGCCAUACCUCCAACUACACACGGACACGCUCCGAGAACCUGCUGGCUCAGUACGACCACAGGGGGCGCUCUAUGGAGAUGCUGGACCGAACCACCGUCUCCCCUCGUUUUGAGAGGUGGAACCAGCCCCCUCAACCUCCCCCCAGGAACGACCUGUACCCCCGACAGACCGGACAUUAUGUACCCCCCCAGGCUCCUGCUGCCUCCAGACAUCCUCAUCCCAAACACUCCACUUCCCCACAUACUCAGCCCCCCCAGCAGCAGGCCGUGCCCCAGAGCCGCCGCCUGCCCCACGCACAGAGCAUGGACGACCAGCCCGUGGGUUACCGCAGCUACAGCCCCUCCUUUUACCGAAAGACCGGGCGCAUCAUGCAGGCACACUCCUUCAGGGACCCCUCAUACUCUGGCCCACACUUGAACUGGAACCCAACCAGCCCCCCCGAGACCACCCCUGCCCCCCUGGUGUCGUCAACCUCCUCCCCGCUCUCCUCAAGUGCUUCUGAGUCCCAGGACCGCUCAUAUCGGCCCACCAACCACGAGAGGGAGCGAGGGACGGCGGAGGAGGUGACGGCCCAAACCCAGGAGGUGGUCCUGAGACAGAAGCCCCCGACAGGACGCAGAAACGCUCAGUGCAUGAGACAAGCCCACUACGCUCUGCCCAUAGAUGGACUCGAACCCUCGCUCUUCUCCCCAGACCAGGACCCUGGGGCAUCAGGAGAAGAGGGGGCCCACGGAAAACCCAACGGCAGCCUGGCCCCCCUACCCAUCGAGGACGACUCCCUGGCCUCUAUACCAUUCAUAGAUGAACCGACCAGUCCGAGUGCAGACCUGCGGGCGCGGCAUGUCCCAGCUUCUUCAGUGGUCUCCAGCGGCAUGUCUUCAGCGCCCCCUGUGGUCACCAGCCCCGCCUCCCCCACCUUCACCUUCCCCCUCACUAGGCUCUUCUCACAGGACUGCACAAUAACAACAGAGCGCUCCAAGUCAUGUGAUGAAGGACUCAACACCUUCAGGGACGAGGGACGCGUGUUUUCCAGGAGGCUACCAAAGAGAGUAAAGAGCUUCUUCACAGAUGGGUCUUUGGAUAAUCUGGGGUCAGCAGAGGAAGUUCGGUCCAAGCGCCAUUCGACCUCAGAGCUGGGGAACAUCACGUACAGUGACGUGCGGAGAGAGGGAUGGCUCCACUACAAACAGAUCCUCACAGAAAAGGGCAAGAAGGUUGGCAGCGGCAUGCGUCCAUGGAAACGAGUCUUCUCCGUGCUCCGGUCCCAUUCGCUGUUUCUGUACAAAGACAAGAGGGAGGCGGUGCUACGAGGGGCUACGGUCGGGGGCGGGGCAGAGGAAGAUCAGCCAGUCAGCAUCCGCGGCUGCCUGGUGGAUAUCGCGUACAGUGAAACCAAACGGAAAAACGCCCUGAGACUCACCACCCAGGACUUCUGCGAGUACCUGCUCCAGGCCGAGGACCGUGAUGACAUGUUGGACUGGAUCAAGGUCAUAAGAGAAAACAGCAAAACGGACAAUGAGGAGCUUGGCUUUUCCAGACAGGCCUUAAUCAGCAAGAAACUGAAUGACUACAGAAAGCAGAUUCCGACCAGUGGUAAACCAGACUCCUCUCCACGUUUGCACCGCUUGCCAAAUUUCCUCUCAGCCAAAACUGAAACCGCUGCCAGUGCCCCACGCUCACCCAAACCAGAAGGCAAAGAGGAGAGCAGCCCGCCCAAAUCUCCUUGGGGAAUCAACAUCAUCAAAAAAUCAAAGAAGGCUGGGCCUAAAGCUUUUGGAGUGAGGUUAGAGGACUGUCAGCCCGGUGCCAACAACAAGUUCAUCCCGAUGAUAGUGGAGAUCUGCUGUGGUCUGGUGGAGGAGAUGGGGCUGGAGUACACUGGGAUUUACAGAGUCCCCGGGAACAAUGCAAUGGUGUCUCUGCUCCAGGACCAGCUCAACAAAGGAGUGGACAUCAACCCCACAGAGGAGAAAUGGCAGGACCUCAAUGUCGUCAGCAGUUUACUCAAGUCCUUCUUUAGAAAACUCCCAGAGCCUCUCUUCACCAACGAUCAUUACAACGAUUUCAUAGAUGCCAAUCGGAUGGACAGUGCAUCAGACCGACUCAAAACUAUGAAGAAACUAAUACGAGACCUCCCUGAUCACUAUUACCACACAUUGAAGUUCCUGGUUACGCACUUGAAGACAGUAGCAGACCAUUCAGAUAAGAAUAAGAUGGAGCCUCGAAACCUGGCUCUGGUCUUUGGUCCCACUUUAGUCCGAACCUCUGAAGAUAAUAUGAAAGACAUGGUGACGCACAUGCCAGACCGCUACAAGAUUGUUGAGACCCUCAUACAACAUUGCUUAUGGUUUUUCGAUGAAGAGAAUGACAAGGAUGAAAAGACCCCAGUGGACACAGAGGACGUGCAGCCCGCUCCAAAUAUCGACCACCUGCUUUCCAAUAUCGGCCGCACAGGGCUGCUCGGGGAGGCCUCAGACUCAACCAACAGUGACUCAGCGAAAUCAAAGGGGUCAUGGGGGUCAAAGAAGGACCUCACCACCAGCCUGACCCUGUCCAUCAUGUCCGCCGUCACGGGCCGCAAACGCCGCAAACGCCACAACGGGCGGCGAGUGGGCAGCAGCACCGACGACGACUCCGAACACGAGCCAAUCAGAGCGGGACAUGUGGGGACAGAGGAAGAGGAGGAGGAAGGAGAAGACGACGGAGAAUCGCCAACAACUGACGUAGCUCCUUGUGCCGAAGAGGAAAUCGAUGAGGAUGACGAUGAUGUCGGGGAGGAAGAGGAAGCGGUUGGGAAAUCCGAAGACAAGGAGGCGGGGCUUGUGAAGGAGGAAGUAGAGGGAGGAGAGAGGCACGAGGAGGCAGACACGCAAGUUAAAGAGACUCAUUGGCGAGCUAUAGACGACGCACGCUCUAUUGUUUCGGGGUACUCCACUCUGUCGACUCUGGGGCGGAGUUUAGGCUCGGAGGGGCGGGGCGAAGAUGCAGACGAUGAGCACAGCGAACUGGUCAGCGAAACGGACAAUGAAAGCGGGUUUGCGUCGCGUUCACUUACCCAAGAAAGACCGGAGAAAAAGCAAAACGACCAAACUAAUCCUCAAACACCUACCGCACCACGUAGCUUUCUAUAUACGCAAUACAAGCAGCCUGCUGUGGCAUCUACGAAUCUUCUUGCCCCAACUACGCCUGAUUUGGGAGAGAGGAGCGAAGGAGGAGCGCGGUCAACUACACCGUCUUCUUCAUCAUUUUCUUCUUCUUCUACAGCGCACAAACUGCAUUCCAGGCCUUCUUUUAACUCCCAUAAACUCAUACAAUGUGAUACUUUGGCUCGCAAGAAGCUAAAAUCAGAGAAAGUCAAAGCCAAGUCCUUAGAUUUAAUAGAGUUACCAGGAAGUGACAGCUCAGAAGGUAGAGGGAGACGAGAUGCAUCAAGAACUAAUCCAUCUUCAGCAAGUAGCCAGGAAAGUUUACGGUUAGCAAGGUCUAAACCAGCCGUAGCCCCCGUGGAAGCCACUUCGUUCACUCCGAAAGGUCCAAACGGAGGAAGAUCUUUAGCCGAACAAGUACGCGCUCGCCUGAUGGGAUCCGCCGAUGAUCUCCGCAGCGUGGGGAUGAGGAAACCGUUGUCUCCGGAAACGCGUCGCAAGAGGAGGGCGUGGAGAAGACAUACUGUAGUGGCAUCUCCAACUGAAAAUCCAGACCGAAGACCCCCGCUAAUGGUGAAUGAUUUUCCCCUUUCUCCUACAAGUUCAAACCAGGUCAAAACACAGAGGCUGACGCAGGAUACAGACGCAGGAGGGCAGGGGGCGAGGCAGACUCCGCCCUCAAGGUUUCACCAGUAUCUGUGAGAGGGGUUUGGGAAGGUCCUGCUCUGUGACUUUAAAGCUGGUCUUGCAGGUCUGUAGGUUGCUGUUAUGACAAAAUCUGCCCUCCUGUUGAAACUUGACAUGAUAAUAAUAAUAUAAUAAUAAUAAUAGUAAUAGAUUUUAUUUAUGUAAGACACUCUGUAAGACUCUUUAUAGAACACAUAUUAAAACAGCCAAAAGAACUAUAGACACAUAACACAGGAAAUAUAAAAACAGUGAAUCAUAUUGAGAAGAGUUAAACAUUAAAAGCUAUUGGGUCUUGAAGAGAGCAUACGACAAAGUAUAUAAAAAACACAAAAUCAAAGUAGAAUAUGUCACUAUUUAGCUACAGAUAAAUCCCUGCUCAACUAAAAUGCAGAAAAGGCUGGUGAGGGUUUUUAAAAAAUAUAACAGUGUUUCAGUUUUGUCCAAAAAUCCUCUAUUCAGUAAAUAUCUGGAUUUCAAAUUACCAUCUUUGUCUUACAAGGCUGAAUUUUAACAACACUAAUCCCAGGCUAAACUACGGAUGAAACAAAUAUUUAGCAAUUUGAAAGAUUUUGUAUUAUUAAAACAAGCAGUUCUUAAGACACAUUUAAAGUUUAUGGCUUUUCUUCCUUUAGAAAUAGUACAGUGAUUAUCAAACUUUUAUCACCAAUUACCAACACAAGGAACUAUUUUAACUCCAGUCUAAAGUUUAAAUGUUGUAAAUUUCUUUAUCUUUGAUUAACUGAUAACUGUUUUUACUUUCUGGGAGCGGUGUGUUCAAAAGCCUUUUUGGCUCCAACCACUCCCAAGCACAAGAAAACUAUUGUUCAUUAUACAAUACAAAAACAUUUUUAUCAUUUGGCUGUCAAACCUGUUUAAUGAACUUUUUAACAUAAGUGCUAAAUAAAUUAAUAUAAAAGUCUAAAUUAGGUGUAAAUUACAGCUACAGCAUGAAAAAAUCAAAUGAAUUUUGGCGGGUCCAGGACAAGAAGUCUAAAAUGGGCCCCCCUCUAAUAUAAAUUAUUAGGAAGAAGGUCCAAUUCUAGGCCUUUAAGAUCCUGGGGCCCGGGACCAUAGACCCCUUUAUCCCCCUCUGUUGACGCCCCUGAUUCUAAGACAGAAAUUACUCAAAGGUGACAAAAAUCCAAACAUGAUUUAAAUCAAAACUAAAUGAAACAAACCCUGUAGAACUGUACCAACACAAGCAGCCCGUAUACUCCAUCCACCAGUACUACAGAUUGAGAAACACUAACAUAGCACAUUUUAUAAUAUGUAGCUACAUAUUAACAUAAGCAUGAAGUUUAUAUGUUUGCCCUACUUGAUUGAACAGGGGGGCAGAACUUGGCAUAACACCAGCAGAUUGUGGUCAGUGUCAACUCAUUUGUAACUCAUCUUAGCACAGUUCAAUUUCUUUGUUUUUGUUUUGUUUGAAACCCUGUUUGCAUUGUCCAUGGGGCGUUUCAGUGUUGCCAAAGCUUUAUUUCCCAAUGCGUGCGCUUUUUAAUACGGACUUUGUUACAAUGACUUUUUAACAGCCAAGAAGACUUCAUUUGUGAGUUUGGAUCAGCGCAUGUUCAUUUUUGUAUCAUUUAUUCUUAUCAAGUGACAAGACAAGAGGCAAGAACUGGCCUGUUUGCUGUUGCUUGGGUCUAUCUAUGGUGCUUCUAUACAACGCAGUUCAAAGAUAGAGAAUCCGAAAGAGCCAAAAGAGACUAUGACAAGCUACAAAACCAGUGGAUUUUAAUGCAUUUCAAUAGGGAAUUCAGCUUUUGGGGCCAGAACUGAACUUUUCCUAUUGAUCUUCCUGUAUUACACCUAACGGACCACUGUUACUACAUUACUACAUUACAACUUACUGUGUGUUAAUAAUGUGUAUGUGCUAUAAAAUAUGUGUGUCACAUUUUGUAACAUUUGUACAAAGCCUUGUUAAGUUAACCUUGUAAAUAGAAAUAAUAUGUAAUUUUUUGUUUUUACUUUUUUUAGUUUGUUUUCUAUGGUUUACAAAAGUGCGUACACGUGCACAGUCAUUUCUUUCAAGGUGUUACUUGAAAUGUUUCCUUUAAUAUAUUAUUAUUUAUUAUUAUUAUUAUGUUGAUUUUAUAUUCAAUCUAUAUAAAUAUUAUAUAUUUUGUAUUAAAGUAAAAAAAAUAUUGUGAUAACCUGCAAGGAAACACAACCAACCUUAUUCCUAUAGAUGGCCUUUCGUUUUGAACACUGUGCCGAUCAUUUUAACGUGCACAGUUUGGUGAGUAGUCUUUACAUGUAGCAAAUCAGGCAAAUGAGGAGUCCCAUUCUAAGGCAGCUUCACCCCUCGUCAUUUGUGGGGUCACUUUAAAAAAAAUCUACAGACAUUUACAUCUUUACAAUGCACUGGAGAAAUGUGCAGUACUGUGCAGAAUAUUAGGCAGGUUUCUAAGGGCUUUAGAAUGAUGAAAUGAAUGAAUAAUAAUGAGGACUGCUGCCAUACUAAUUGGCAAUUUAAAACACAAUAUUAUAUUGCUUAAAUGGGGAAAAGUCCUCAAAAUAUCAUCUAUAACAAAACGCUAGAACUGAAUAAAAUGGCUACAAAUGAUUAACAUCUAAAAUCACUUGGUGAGCCUCUGCCAAGAAUAUCGCAAUGGUUAAGAAACUUUAAUCUAAAUAAAGAUAACGCUUUUUACAGGCAAGCAAUUUUGUUUUUUUGAUGAGAUCAAAUUAAAAUCAAAUGAAUAUUGACUUAAAUCUGUGUAAGAUUUGUGAUACAUACAACAACAAAAUCAUAUUGUUCCUUCACUAAUUUAAGCUUUUCAGGCCUUAUUACAAAAUUACAUAAACCACAACAAAUAUGUAUUAAAGCACUUCUAUUGAAAUAUUGUAUAGUUUGGAUAAUUUCAGCUCUGAAAUUACCAGUCUCUUCUGAACUAAAGCUAAAAGGUAGCUGCUUGAACUCAAAAACUACCACUACAUGACAUCACAAGGUGGAACAGAGCAUUUUGAACUUUGGAAAUAGAUAGACUAAUAAGUGCAGGAUUACUCAAACAAAACAACAACAACAAAACUCAACUCCAGGUAUGUUUUUGAGAAGGUAACAACAUAAGAACAUGUAUAAAACCUCACAAGAGUAGAUUUUGCAUAAGAUAGGACCAGACUUAAGACUUUGCACAGUAUUGUAUGUGUCUUCACUGCCAAAACAUUGAUCAACCAAAUUAGAGCAAUUUCCCAACACUAUAAUAGUCUAGGGCAUACAAGUCUAUAGCUCCUCCCAUCUGUCGCAAACAACUUGUUUUCUACACCUCUCCCUCUGUGGGCCUGAAUCUGUCAACACUCUUAUCACCAAGAGGCUUUACUAUUAAAUAUUUUCCAUAGGGUCAGGAUCUUAAUAAAUCCUUGCCAACUUGGGACUAUAUGGUACACUAGCUGCAGUUAAAGCAACAAAUAGAACAGCAAGAUGUCUCAGAUUAUUUUUUUUUACAUCUCUCACUUUGACUGUGGAACCAAAUUAACACCACAAAAACACUGACAGGAGGGGCAAAGGUUCGAAAGUCAAGAGAAAUUUGUUUUCCUUGCAUGACUUCUUCUGUGAUUCUGUUACAGUAAAAUGGAUAAGUUAUGUCUUACCUCAAGAUUUUUCUCUAAAGUGCCUGAUUUCUGAAUGUUUUGCCCUCAGUGCCAUGGUCAGUUCUCAUUGGGGUGUUUCUGUGUUUAAAGGCGCAUUCUGUAACUUUUCUGGUGGAGGGGUCCUGGUGGAUAUGUGAUUGCCUGAAAUUUUCCACAGCAUGACAUUAAACAGCUCUACCUUACAUUUAUUAAUUACAUGUGGUUUUAUAGCUCAAAAAUACUUAGAAAAACAGGCAUUUUGACUGGGAGCGGGGUUGCCUCUCCAUAGAUCUGACCUGUAACUUGGUCUGGUUUGAGCUUCGUGAAGAUUAAAACUGUGAAAUAUUCCAGACAAAGCAAUGGUGAAAAGCAUUUGAUGGACCCUCCACCAGAAAAGUUACACAAUGCACCUUUAAAUGGGGUCCAACGAUAAGUUAUUUUUUUUUUAAAUAGUAUAUUAUCUGUAAACAUUAUUUUCAUUCUUGGGUCUAUAAAAGUAACUAAAUUUGUGCCACCUUGCUUGUGUGGUUUACAUCAGAUGCCCUCCCAAAAGCAUUCAUUCAUCUUUGGAAUUUUAAAACUGAAAAAGAAACUGGCCAUUUAAAUAAAGCAAAACGUACAACCAUUUUAUCUUAAAGGUGUGUUGUGCAACUUAUUUUUUUUGUCUGGAAUGUUUCACACUAUGGCUUUAAACCUUUCUAUCUUCAUGGAGACCAGACCAGACCAAGUUACGGUCACAGUCAGGAUACCUGUUUUUCUAGGUAUUUUUGAGCUAUAAAACUACCUGUAAUUGAAUAAAUGUAAAGUAGAGCUGUUUAAAGUCAUACUGUGGAACAUUCCAGAGAGUUGAAUGACACAGGUGACGGAUUAUCUCCCAACCAAAAAGUUACAUUGUGCACCUUCUGAGCACUUAGAAAAAAGGUUAAUAUAGUAACAAGUUAUUUCAAGUUUCACCAUUUGACCCUGUUACUUUUUAACACAGACUCACCCAUCUUAAAGUCUUAUUAUUGUAUUUCAUUCUCAGUUUCUGUUGUUAAAUAGUGCAUAGUCCAAAGACAUUGUACAUUUAAGUGUAUAUUAGAGGCUGUAAAAAGCACAUAUAUAGCCAAGGACAUGUCUAUGCACACUCUUCAUUAACAGCUUUUACCUUUCACUGCUUUUUCCUCUCUUUCUCUCUCCACCAGGUCGCCUCUUCUUGCCUAUAACAAAAUGGUACACGAUUCCAACCUUACUUUACAAACAGCAUUUAAUGACAACUUUAAACUGUCAACAAAACACCUCCGGAGUGAAUACGUUGUCUAAAAAGUGCUACAUUUUUAACUUUUGUACAUACUAUCUUAAUAUGUAACAUGGCGUAUUGUGUACAGUUUGAAUUGCAUUGGACUAAUAUUACCGGACCAUUUCGCUCUAUGACUGUGUGCUUUAAGGUAAUGUUAUAUGAUGUAAAUAAACAGAAGUAUGUUUAAGA
Messenger RNA from Boleophthalmus pectinirostris (great blue-spotted mudskipper), 12116 nucleotides. It is a transcript of the gene arhgap23a, whose product is annotated as Rho GTPase activating protein 23a. Gene Ontology annotation, biological process: signal transduction. The record is from RefSeq and is a predicted model, not a curated record. Lineage: Eukaryota; Metazoa; Chordata; Actinopteri; Gobiiformes; Gobiidae. Gene Ontology annotation, molecular function: protein binding.